GAGAUGGGAAGGGCGAUAAACAGAGGCAGGGAUGCUCAGGAGCUGAGGGCUGGUUUAGGCUGCCAUUACCUCCGUGUGAUUGAUCUUUGCUCGCGUGGAUUAUUUGCUCCUGCGGGUUUCGGACUGAUGCAACCGGGGGGAAACAUGCCUCUUGUGUCUUCUCCUCGUUUUUGGCCAUAAGCAGCUGCAAAGAAAAUAAAAUAUGUGCGGUUGUUCAUACCGAAGGGUUGAAUCACAUUUUGCAGGUGAAAUAACAAUGGAAGCUAUAUUGUCCCGACUGAAGCAGCUAACCUGCGAUGAGCUCAGAGAAGAAAUUGUGAAAGCUGGACUGAAGUGUGGGCCCAUUACCUCAACCACAAGGUUUAUUUUUGAAAAAAAAUUGGCUCAGUCUUUGUUGGAACAGCAAGGAGGGCUGGAGGUUAAUGCAUCUGCUCUUUUAGAUGAAGCCUCUGGAAACCCUGCAUCAAAUAGCAGCCAAUCAGAAACACAAAGGGGUUUGAAAUCUACAUCAGAGAACCACAACAGUCAUGCUAAUUUUUCUGAAGAGGGUGACUUUGGGUACAGUGUGGGUCUGAACCCUCCAGAAGAGGAAGCUGUUAUGCAUGAGACCUGUUCAACAUCUAGCUGUGGAGUAGCACGCAGUGACUCUCAAAUAAGUGCUCAAACACCAUCUAAAGAUCCUCCUCUGUACUACGGCGUAUGCCCGGUUUACGACGACAUAUUGGCAAGAAAUGAGAGAGUGCACAUUUAUGAAGAUAAAAAAGAAGCUCUGCAAGCUGUUAAAAUGAUUAAAGGCUCCCGAUUUAAAGCUUUUUCAAAUAGAGAAGAUGCAGAGAAAUUUGCUAAAGGAAUAUGUGAUUACUUUCCAUCUCCAAGCAAGUCCUCUUUAUCCCCGGUGAAAAUAGGACCGUUGUUUAACAAAGAAAGCUUAUGUUCACCUGAGAUGGAAACGGCUAAUAAAGAAAGAGCUAACAGUUAUAAAAGUCCCCGUACACAGGACCUUACUGCCAAACUUCGGAAAGCUGUUGAGAAAGGAGAUGUAGCUGCCUUUUCAGAACUCAUCUGGAGUAAUCCACGCUAUCUGAUUGGAUCUGGGGACAACCCAACUGUUGUGCAGGAAGGGUGUAGGUAUAAUGUCAUGCAUGUUGCUGCCAAAGAGAAUCAACCUGGUAUCUGCCAACUGCUGUUAGACACUCUGGAAAAUCCUGAAUUUAUGCUGCUUAUGUAUCCAGAUGAUGAUGAAGUCAUGUUGCAGAAGCGCAUCAGAUAUAUUGUUGACCUUUAUCUUAAUACCCCGGAUAAAGUGGGAUUUGAUACACCAUUGCAUUUUGCUUGCAAAUUUGGGAAUCUGGAUGUGGUAAACGUGCUUACUUCACACCCAGAUAUUGCAAAGAGUCCAAGAAACAAGUAUGAUCAAACACCAGCAGAAGUGAUUUGUGAAAGAAGUAAAAAUAAAUCCGUGCAACUGAAGGAGAAAAUAAAAGAGUAUUUGAAAGGUCAAUACUACGUUCCACUGUUGAAAGCAGAAGACAAUUCAUCAUCUCCUGUAAUUGGUGCACCUUGGUCACCUGAUCAGUCAGACGGUAAUUCCCAUACAGCUUUACCAAGAUACACUGGCAGCCCCAAAGAUCCAGUCUUAUCUGUCAGAGCUUUUGCUGGUCCAAUGAGCCCAUCCAAGGCAGAAGAGUUUCGCAGGCUUUGGAAGACUCCACCUCGAGAGAGAGCAGGCUUUUUUCACAAUGUCAGGAAAUCUGAUCUGGAGAGAGGCGUUGAAAGAGUUGGAAGGGAGUUAGCUCAUGAGCUGGGGUUCCCGUGGGUUGAAUACUGGGAAUUUCUGGGCUGUUUUGUUGAUCUGUCUUCCCAGGAGGGGUUGCGAAAAUUAGAAGAGUACCUGAGUCAACGGGAAAUGAGCGAAAAGGCUCAGCAAGAAACGGGAGAAAAUGAAACCUGCAACAAAUAUAAAACUCCCCAUCCUCCUGGAAAGGGUAAAAAGUGCAGCAAUUCCAUUUCUGUUGGAGCAUUUCUGGAAGAUGAUGAUGAUGAUGACAUGAGUUUAGAAGAAAUAAAAAACAGACAAAACGCGGCACGGAAAAACAGCCAGCCAAUUGCGUCCAAGGAACCUAGUAUAGAUGCUAUUGGAGAUUCAGAAUGUGACAUCUUGUCAAUGGAGCACAAAGUUAACAUUAUAGAAACGUCUUCCCUUUCCAGGCACUAUGAAAAGGAGGUUCCUUCCAAUAAAAAUGGAUUUUGCAGUCCUGUGACGAACGAGAGGAUCAUCAGCGACAGGAAGCACAAUAGGGAAGAAUGCCUUAUACCUCCCGUUACAAAUUUAAUGACAGAGUUUGAAAGACUCUCUUUCCAAGACCAAGCAGUAGCAGGAAAAUGUUUGGGGGAGAAAUUAAAUCAAACUGUUGCAAAAACUGAGAAUGAAAGAACUCUGGCUGAAGGAAUGAGCCAGGGCAAAGUAUCCACAGACCAGCAAGAUACCUGCCCAUUAAGUCCCACAGCAAGCUGUUCUUCUGAGGUAGGACAGUUAAGGACAGAAAGUAAAAUGCCAUCAGAAAUGGAGAGAAUGUCAGUGGGACCAGGUAUUCAGGAUAACAAGCCACAACAAUGUCAAGAGUCGUCCUCCCAGAGAUUUCUUUUGCAGACUGCACCCACAAGCAAAAGUUCUAAGAAGUUAUUCCUCCUAGGGGAACAGCCAUCAAAACUGGAUAGUGAUGUUUUAGCAGCUAUAGAAGGACUAGAGAUUGACCCGCAGAAAUACCCUGUUGUUUACAACUGGAAGAAUGCUGUACAGUCCUACUCUUCUUCUGACAGGCAAAGUUGGCCAAGUCCAUCACUGAAAGGAAGGUCCAAGUCUCAGCCUGUUGGUGCAGGUGCUUCAAGUACUUCAGCAUACUGCAGCCCAGGAAGAAACAGUCCAGUGAUGGGCAGCCCAGGGAAAUAUGGCAAUGCUGCUUCAUUCUCUCCAGAUCUUGGGAGUCCUGGACGUUACAGUCCAGCAUAUGCCAACCACAUCCUGUUAAAACUGCGUCAUAUUUCAGAACCAUCCACCCAUUAGAACAUGGUCCGUUUUCCUGGGACUUAAAUUAUAUUUACAUCUUAAAAGUGGGGCAGGGAGAUGCGGUGUUGCUAAAGUGACACAAAGAAGCAUACUUGACUACUUAUCCUCAUCUCGAGGACCAGUAUAUAGUAAAAACUGAAUACGUCUUGAUGCCAUAUACCAGAUAGAUUAUUGGUGAUUUGCAAGAAAUAAGUGAUGGUUAAGUUAACUCAGUUAUUCAGUAGCUAUAAAAUAAAUAACCCCUACACUUGUUAACAGUAGAGCAGUGAUCUGAACCUUUCACUUAACAAUUCCCAGUUGAAAUAGUGUUCUUUAUUGUAGAGCAAGUAUAAUUGUCAGUAUGAAUCUAUUCACCCACAAAUGCAUCUCUUCACUUGGAUAUCCUUAAUGAAGCACAGUGUCAAUAAACAGAUUUCUAGGUUAGAAGGAACUUACAAUGAGGAGUUAAAUACAUAUUCCAUUUGUUGUAUUUGCACUGAAGAACUUUUAAAAACUAAAUGGGAGAGAUGGCUUUCCUGUUUGAAUGAGAAUGUGAUUACCGGGUGUGUGAUCUGUCCAUGGCUAAGAACUUGUCUGAUUAGUAAGAAGAGAUCAAAAUGAGGUGCAGUUUGACAAUUUUAUGAGUCACUGCUCAUUCUGUGGGUAUUAAAUAAAUGUCAUGCAUUGAGUGUUUUAGGAAAGGGUCACAAUAGAAAUUUGAUGUACGUGCAAGUGUUUGAAUAUGAAAAGCUCAGCUUUUUUCCCCACAAAGGUUUUACCGUUUGCAGAUGUUAAUAGUAAUUACACAAAAGCACAUCAGCAAUAAUUUAAGUAAGUUUACCAGCAAUGUAUCUUAAAGGUCCAGUUUGUUGUGCUAUAUUAUGGAGAUUAACAGAAAAACCCAUAAUAUUGGGUUAAUCUUCUGUUAGAAGGAAUGAAUAAGGACUUUGACAUUUUUGUUGAAAUACAGCCUGUUGUUGUGCCUGUAACGUAGUUGUGGUAACCGUCCUUUGUUAGCUACAGUUAAUUUUCAUUCUUUAGUCCCUUUAAGAAUGAAUCCCUUAGUCCAGUGUUGAAAUCGGGAAUGUCCUAAAUUUUGAUUCAGAAUGCCAAAUACAGAUUUUGGUGAUUUGUAGUGUGCUUAAGAGGCGGCUUCCAGUAACAUAGCUCCCUAUUACACAGUUUUUUAUUUAAAAAGUUAAAAACACAACUAUUAUCUUAACAGAAAAUUCAAAGCGGACACAUCUGUGUUGGUAGAAAAUAUUAAUUAUAUUAUUGUUACUACCACCCCCAUAAAAUAAGAAAAUAAAAAAAAAAUCCUUAGGAACUUUAUUAUAAUAUACACGUUUAAAGGAACACUAAUAAUAGAUGGGAUGUUAUUGUGUCUCUGAGACUAUUAAUGCAUUAGAAGAUGGAUUAAAUUGCCUAGGGACAGGUUUGCUGGCUGUUGCAUACUAUAAGGUGACUGUUCAUAUACAAACUGUACAAUGUUCUGAAUAUACUCAUUGUUUGGUACAAGUUCCAAACUGCACUUACGCUUUUGCAAGCUUAAUAGUGCCUUUUGUAACAUAUUUUUAAAUUAGCAUAUUGUUCUUGCUUUUAAAAGUGUAAAGAAAAAUACUAUUCGCAUUCACAGGCGUAUAAACUGUGGUUUCCCUUCUAAGACUUGAGAACUGAAAAUAAUUCUAAAAGCUCUUUCUGAAUUUUAGUGGUUUGGUUGAGAUAUCUCUAGACUUUAGAGUAACAGAUGUAAAUUUUGGAAUUCCAAAGGUUAUAGAUGGCUUAAACUGAGUCUGUUUCCAAUUAUAAGAAUAUUAGAAAGAACUGUUCUGAAAAAUGACCUAACACCAGUAAAAUUAACCCAGAUAACUUAAGACCUUUUAAGACUCUCCUCUCAAGAAUCAAGUUUCCCAUAAGUUUUCCAGUAGCAUUUUGCUUGUUUUGGUCAUAGUGGUCUUUAUCAGACACAUUCCUACAUUGUCACUAGUCUGUGGAAUUUUGUAACUUCUAAAUUAUGAAAAGUUGAUCUAGUAAAGCCUCAUACACUGCAGUAUGCAAGUAAUUGCUUAUUGUUACACACACAGUCAUUUGCUUGUGUACACAAAAGCUGAAAAGGCUAGUGAGGAAAAUUUAUUUUCUUUCUGAAAUCCAAACCUUAAAACCUGCUAUUGUUUGAAAGUAUGGACAAAAUACCCAACAGGCCUGUCAACAGACAUGGCCUCUUCCAAACUAUCAUAUCUACAUUUACGAUAAGUUCUGUAUUAAUUUAGAAAUAUUGUUGGUAAACAAAUUCAGGAGGCUGAAAUCCUGAUACUUUGUUACUAGUUUCUAUUUUCUUUUCUGCUUAUUGCUAUAUGCUUUUUGUAUUUUAAUGUGUAUUUCUGGCACAAAGACUUCUGACUACAAGUUUGUAAUUAAUGUUUUAGAGUUAUGUAGGGGUGGGGAUAUUUUUUAUUGAGAAAUGGCUUCUGGAAUUUUAGCCCAUUUGUUGUACUGUGUUUUAAGAAGUAACUUUAUAACACAUUAUAUUAACUUCAUUUAUUUAAAAUUAACAAUGUAUUUCUUUAUGCUCUUGAAGGAAGAUCUUCCAGUGGAGAGUCUGUGGAGACGCUUUAAAUGUAGAUUAGAACUGUUUAGUUUUGUGCCUUUAUUAGGCAGCAGUUUGCUAUUUAAUGAUGCAAAGGACACAUUUUAUUAUGUCGAGUAAGUCAAAAUACUGAGAUGUAGCUACCAGUGUUGUUCUUUCCAUUCGAAAUAUGCAGGUAGUAGAAGGGUUGGAGUUGGAAAACGUUUGGGUCCAUAGGUGCAUGAGAAUAUGGGUCUAUGUUUUGAAACAGAAUGAAGAGUAUCAAACUCCAUACAUUGUUCAAGUUUUGUUUGUAUGAUGAAAUUGAGGUGGUGCCUCAAUCUGGUAAAAGAGAAUAAAGGCUCAGAACAUGUUUCACAUAUACUAGAUUUGGUCUUGAACACUGAAUUUUUGGCAUUUAAAAGAAACUGCCACAUUUGGAGGGACGGAGGUAAUUGUGCUCCAUGUUGCUGAGGUCAGCCAGGUAUAGUGUUGUCUUAAUGGUACAAUAACUGUACUCUAAACCAGGCAAUUAUAUUUGUUUCUUUUUAAAAUAUAUUUAAUAUGUUUUUAAAACAGUUCCAAUACAAAUGUUGCUGAUUUUUGCUGUAUGUGUCCAAAAGUUUGUUGUAUAUGCUCUGGCCUUCCAACCUGCACGUAGAUAUGGGUCUUUCAGUACUGUGUAUGUACACGUGCUAGAGUAAAUAAAGUGCACAAAGCAGUCAGCAAUGAAGAACCCUUUGAUUAUCGGGUAUGGCCACAAUGUUUGUCACUUUACCUGGGGCAUUGAAUGCCAACAAUGUUAUAUGCUUAAAGCUGCACUGAAACUGCUCUAAGUAGUGGAAACUGCAUUCCAAAGAAUUUUAGUGCAUGUGAGAGAGACUACUGGAAUUAGUGUUGGUGGGGCUGUUGGCUGUAGCUUAAUUACAGUCCUCCCUCUUUUGUUGACAGCCUAUAUCCAUUGACCGAAAAUAUAAAAAUGCCUCUCCCUUCUCUUUAAGCUAUCACCAUGUAACAUGCAGGCAGAUAUUUACAUAAUUUUUUCCCAUUUAUUUCAACAAAACUCCUGAAGUUCCUAAACAAAUGAAAAGCCUUCCUUCUGAUCAUCUGCCAGCAAACUGUCAAAUAUUAUAAACGUUCCUUAAUGUUGCACAAACAGCUUGCUGUACUGAGACUGUUAGCACAUUAGAAACAGUGUGACCUUUUUGUCAAAGGUACUCGUACCAGGAAGCAGUACUUACUUUUGUACCUUGUAAUGCAUCAAGGGACACAGGUACCAGACAGCAAAACCUCCCAUAUUUUAAUGCAUGUGUGUACAUGCUUAAAUUGAGACUAGAAAGGCUUCUGACAAUGCCCUAUACCUGUACUGCAGUGAGGACUGUAUUUAAAGUGCAAAUGUAAAACAUAUUUGCACAAAAUGUUGUCAUCUAGGCAACUGAAAAUGUCGGGGGGGAAAAAGAAGAGAAACUUAUUAAGAAUGUGUGAAGCACAAUAUCUUGGGUGGAUGCCUCAAAGCUAGUGAUUGCAGAAAGGCUAUGAAUAGGGAUAAGGAAUAUGCCAGUGCCCACAAAAAGAAAAGGAAAACAGCAAAGUAUGAAAAUGCUAAGGAUGCAUGAGCCCUGCAGGAAGAAAUGCUGGGAACUGGUAUCUCUAUCACUGAUGGAUGUUUGCUGAAAAGGCUAAAGCUUUUACUGAUCAGUUGGGUGUAGAGGAGUUUGCAGGAAGCAAGGGAUGGGUUUAUGUUUUAAAGCUUGCCAUGGUUUCACCAGUAAAUAACAUAGGGUUAUGAAAUGUCUGUAGAUUUACCCAGGCUAAGUCUGUAGCCAUUUCUAAAUAAAUGGAAGAUUAGCCUGGGGAAGUCUGAAAGAAUAUGCAACUGCUGAUGUGUAUAUAAUGCUGAUGUAUUUACUAACCCCAGGUAAGACCUCAUUCCACAAAUGGUAGUUGUACACUAGGGAAAAUAGCCAAAGAUGCUGUGUUGUAUUUAGCUGCUCUAAAUAUGAUGGAAUAGGCAAGCUGCCCAUUUUUCUUGGAGAGUGAAAACUGCUCUUCUGCUUUAAAGAGGGCAGGCACUUACCUGCCAAAUUAUGUAGUAAAACAGAGAUGAUAUGCAAUUCACCAAAUGGAUCAGAAGACUAGACAGAAAUGUACUAGAAUUGGUACUUCAUCAAACAGUGUACCAAUUAACCUAUCCAUGCACUAAUCAUUCCAAGCUGUUAAGUUCCACCAAACCCCACAGCUUUGCUUAAAGGAUAAUAUAGGAUAUUAAAUACAUUUUAUGGGCAAAAAGUUUCCUAUAAAGUUCUGCGAUUGUGCAUCUUCUAUGAACUCACUACCAGGAAAGGGAGUCACUGGUGAAACAAGAUUUCAGUCUGAAUUGUUUUUACUAGUGGAUCUUUUUUUCCUGCAAUUAAAGGAUUUUCAUUGAAAAAGAAGAAAGUGACAACCAGGGAAAAAGAAGUUUGUUCAUUUUGCUAGUAGCACUGAUGCAGGUGAAUGAUACACAGUGGUUAAAGAUCUCCCUGCCUCUGGAUGAAUGUUAGGCUGAGAGUAACGGCAAGGAGGAUUGGGCUGUAGGGAACAUACUUAGUCAGAGUUGCAAGAUCACCUUCGACUAGAAAUGCAAUUCAUCUUGAAGGAAGGGUUAGUUACUUGGACAAGAACAGUUAUCCAUUUCAUAUGGGAAAGCUAAGAGUCCCAACAUAAGUGUCUGCUUUAAUUCAUGACUGUGUUCUAGCAUCUAAAAUCCAAGAAUAUUAAAUAGGUAUUGAAAUAUCCUUAUAUAUGCACAAAAUAAUUGAAACUGGGUGGAUAUCCAAUAAACUAAUAGUUCAAGUGUU
This is a messenger RNA of Alligator sinensis (Chinese alligator), 8452 nucleotides long. RefSeq names its product ankyrin repeat and LEM domain containing 2 (gene ANKLE2). Gene Ontology annotation, molecular function: protein phosphatase 2A binding. Lineage: Eukaryota; Metazoa; Chordata; Crocodylia; Alligatoridae. The transcript is spliced from 13 exons. Bases 203 to 3064 code for a protein of 953 amino acids. The record is from RefSeq and is a predicted model, not a curated record. Gene Ontology annotation, biological process: negative regulation of phosphorylation. Gene Ontology annotation, cellular component: endoplasmic reticulum.